This is a messenger RNA of Populus trichocarpa (black cottonwood), 3617 nucleotides long. RefSeq names its product receptor-like protein 15. Gene Ontology annotation, molecular function: protein binding. Bases 58 to 3465 code for a protein of 1135 amino acids. The record is from RefSeq and is a predicted model, not a curated record. The transcript has 8 exons. NCBI's taxonomy places the organism in Eukaryota, Viridiplantae, Streptophyta, Magnoliopsida, Malpighiales, Salicaceae.
AAAGGCACAUAACAAACAACAAUAUUCUGCGUAGUAGUUCAUAGAAUAUUAUCUAAGAUGAUGAUGAAAAGAAUGGGGGCUUGGAUGUUGCUAGCAUUAUUGACUUUGGUUGGCGAAUGGUAUGGUCGUUGUUAUGGGUGUUUGGAGGAAGAGAGGAUUGGUCUCUUGGAGAUCCAAUCUUUGAUCGACCCAUAUGGAUUUUACUUGAGAGAUUGGAUGGACAGUAGUAAUUGUUGUGAGUGGCGUAGGAUCGAGUGUGAUAACACUACAAGGCGAGUGAUCCAACUCUCUCUUAGAGGUAGAAGGGAUUGGGGGUUAGGCGAUUGGGUUCUCAACGCAUCUUUGUUUCAGCCUUUCAAAGAAUUGCAAAGUCUUGAAUUGGGAAAAAAUGGAAUUGUUGGUUGCUUGGAGAAUGAAGGCUUCGAAGUCCUAUCAUCAAAACUGAGGAAUCUUGACCUAAGUCAAAACCGAUUUAAUAAUGAUAAAAGCAUUUUGUCAUGUUUCAAUGGGCUUUCCACUCUCAAGUCUUUAGAUCUAUCAGACAAUGAGUUGAGAGGAUCAGGUUUCAAAGUCUUGUCAUCAAGGUUGAAAAAGAUGGAAAACCUUCAUCUAAGUGGGAAUCAAUGCAACGAUAGCAUUUUUUCUUCUCUAACUGGAUUCUCAUCUCUCAAGUUCUUAGAUCUAGCAUAUAAUCAGUUGACAGGAUCUGCUAGUAUCAAUAGUUUUCAACUCCAACCGAUGAGGCUGGGAAAGUUAGAGAACCUUGACCUGAGUGGCAAUCAAUUGAACAGCAGCAUCUUAUCAAUUCUUAGUGGGCUUUCAUCCCUCAAGUCUUUGGAUCUAUCAGAUAAUAUGUUGACAGGAUCAGGUUUUGAGAUCAUAUCAUCACAUUUGGGGAAACUCGAGAACCUGGACCUGAGCUAUAAUAUAUUCAACGACAGCAUUUUAUCACAUCUGCAUGGACUUUCUUCUCUCAAGUCUUUAAAUUUAUCAGGCAACAUGUUGCUAGGAUCGACGACUAUCAAUGGUUUAAGGAAGCUGGAAUUCCUGCAGUCAUUGCCAUCCCUGAAGACCCUUUCUCUCAAGGAUACUAAUUUAAGUCAAGGGACUUUCUUCUAUUCAAGCACCCUUGAAGAAUUGUAUCUAGAUAAUACUUCUCUCCCAAUAAACUUUCUCCAGAACAUUGGAGCAUUGCAUGCUCUUAAAGUUUUGUCUGUUGCUGGAUGUGACCUCCAUGGCACCCUACCCGUUCAAGGUUGGUGUGAAUUGAAGAAUCUAAAGCAGUUAGAUCUCUCUGGAAAUAAUUUUGGAGGUUCACUCCCAGAUUGUUUGGGAAACUUGUCCUCUCUACAACUAUUAGAUGUUUCUGAAAACCAGUUUAUUGGAAAUAUUGCCUCCGGUCCUUUUACCAAUCUCAUAUCCCUUGAAUUCCUCUCAUUAUCAAAUAAUCUCUUUGAAGUUCCCACUUCAAUGAAGCCUUUCAUGAACCACUCAAGCCUCAAGUUUUUCUCCAGUGAGAACAACAAACUAGUAACAGAACCUGCUGCCUUUGAUAAUUUGAUUCCAAAGUUCCAACUAGUCUUUUUUCGAUUGUCAAAAACAACGAAAGCACUCAAUGUAGAAAUUCCCGACUUCCUCUAUUACCAAUACGACUUAAGAGUCCUUGAUCUCUCCCACAACAACAUCACCGGAAUGUUUCCAUCGUGGUUGUUGAAGAACAAUACACGAUUGGAGGAACUAUGGCUGAGCGAGAACUCCUUUGUUGGUGCUUUGCAGUUGCAAGAUCACCCAUAUUCGAAUAUGAUCGAAUUAGAUAUAUCCAACAACAACAUGAAUGGUCAAAUUCCAAAAGAUAUUUGUUUGAUCUUUCCAAAUCUAUGGAGCUUAAAGAUGGCUAAGAAUGGAUUCACAGGUGGUAUUCCUUCUUGUUUAGGAAAUAUUAGCUCUUUUUCAGUUUUAGAUUUGUCCAACAAUCAAUUGUCUAUAGUAAAACUAGAACAACUAACAGCUAUAAUGUUUCUCAACCUAUCAAACAACAAUUUGGGUGGGCAAAUACCAACCUCGGUGUUCAAUUCUUCUAGCCUUGAUGUUCUCUUCCUAAGUGGUAACAACUUUUGGGGUCAGAUAUCAGAUUUUCCGUUAAAUGGGUGGAAAGAGUGGGUUGUAUUGGAUUUGAGUAACAAUCAAUUUUCAGGUAAGGUUCCAAGAUGGUUCGUCAAUUCUACAUUCCUUAGGUCAAUUGAUUUGUCCAAAAACCAUUUUAAAGGUCCGAUCCCAGGAGACUUUUGUAAGCUUGACCAGCUUUUAUAUUUGGACCUUUCUAAGAACAACUUGUCUGGAUAUAUACCAUCUUGUUUCAGUCCACGGACUCUAAUCCAUGUGCAUCUAUCCGAAAAUAGAUUGAGCGGUCCAUUAACACAUGGAUUUUAUAACAGCUCUUCCCUGGUUACGAUGGAUCUUCGAGACAACAGCUUCACCGGCUCCAUUCCAAAUUGGAUUGGCAAUCUUUCAUCAUUGAGUGUUCUUCUUCUAAAGGCUAAUCACUUUGAUGGUGAGCUCCCUGUUCAGUUAUGCUUAUUAGAAAAAUUAAACAUUUUGGAUGUUUCACAAAACCAGCUCUUUGGUCCACUACCCUCUUGUUUGGGCAAUCUUACUUUCAAGGAAAGUUCCCAGAAAGCGUUCGUGUAUCUCAGAUAUGUUUUUCUAACCAAGUCCAUAAAAGAAGCUUAUUAUGAAACAAUGGGUCCACCAUUAGUGGAUAGUAUGUACAACUUGGAAAAAGGUUUUCAGCUUAACUUUACAGAAGUGAUAGAAUUUACAACUAAAAAUAUGUAUUAUAGUUACAUGGGGAAAAUUCUUAACUAUAUGUAUGGUAUUGAUCUCUCCAAUAACAACUUCGUAGGAGCAAUCCCACCAGAAUUUGGAAACUUAAGUGCGAUACUGUCAUUAAACUUAUCACACAACAAUCUCACUGGAUCUAUCCCUGCAACAUUCUCAAACCUAAAGCAUAUUGAGAGUUUGGAUCUUUCUUACAACAACUUGAAUGGUGCCAUCCCUCCACAACUUACUGAAAUUACCACACUGGAAGUUUUUAGUGUGGCGCACAAUAACUUGUCAGGUAAGACGCCUGAGAGAAAAUAUCAGUUUGGGACCUUUGAUGCAAGCUGUUACAAAGGAAAUCCUUUCUUGUGUGGAACUCCAUUGCAAAACAAUUGUAGUGAGGAAGCAGUGCCGUUGCAGCCAGUGCAUAAUGAUGAACAAGGAGAUGAUGGUUUCAUAGACAUGGAGUUUUUCUACAUCAGUUUCGGUGUAUGUUACACGGUUGUGGUGAUGACGAUUGCAACUGUUCUCUACAUCAAUCCAUAUUGGCGACGCAGGUGGUUGUACUUCAUCGAAGACUGCAUAGAUACUUGCUACUAUUUUGUGGUGGCUAGUUUUCACAAGUUCUCCAACUUCAGAAGGUGAAUUUGUUACUGAGGAGACGAUCUUUCCUGGUUUGUGAUGAUUGUUUGUCUAGUUGUUGGGUGCUUAAUUUGUAGUGUACUAUCUCUAAGCUCAGCCUUUCUAUUUGACUAGUUAUUUCGGCUAAAUAUAUAAGCUGGACUUCUCAUUCCUGA